Molecule: messenger RNA, 1464 nt
Organism: Lolium rigidum
Lineage: Eukaryota; Viridiplantae; Streptophyta; Magnoliopsida; Poales; Poaceae
Product: tyrosine--tRNA ligase 1, cytoplasmic-like
Exons: 9
Coding region: 24-1262 (412 amino acids)
Biological process (GO): tRNA aminoacylation for protein translation
Molecular function (GO): ATP binding; tyrosine-tRNA ligase activity
Source: RefSeq, a predicted model, not a curated record
ACUCGACUCCCGCCGCCGCAUCCAUGGAUCCCUCGACGGUCCCCGACGCCUCCACCGGAGCCGCAUCCAUGGACCCCUCGAUGGUUCCCGACGCCUCCACCGCAGCCGAGGUCGCCGCCACAUCAGCGGACCCUUCCCCGGCUUCCGACGCCUCCUCUUCCGCUGCCGCUGCCGGUGCCGCCGCCGAGGACCUCGCUGGGGCCGUGGCGGGGAUGACCCUGGACGAGCGGUUCGACCUGCUGAUGAGCAUCGGCGAGGAGUGCAUUCAGCCCGACGAGCUCAAGCGCCUUCUGCAGAACAAGCCCGUCCCCAUCUGCUACGACGGAUUCGAGCCCUCCGGCCGCAUGCACAUCGCCCAGGGUAUUGUGAAGACAAUUAACGUUAACAAGAUGAUCAGAGCGGGAUGCAAAGUGAAAAUCUGGAUAGCAGAUUGGUUUGCUCAGCUAAACAACAAAAUGGGUGGCGACCUUAAAAAAAUCCAGACAGUCGGACGCUACAUGAUCGAAAUAUGGAAAGCAGCUGGUAUGAAUCUCGAUGGUGUUGAAUUCUUAUGGUCUUCAGAAGAAAUCAACAGCCGUGCAAAUGAAUACUGGCCACUUGUAAUGGACAUUGCCAGGAAAAAUAAUGUCAAGAGAAUAACGAGAUGUUGUACGAUCAUGGGCCGUGCUGACAAUGAGGAAUUGACUGCUGCACAGAUCUUCUAUCCUUGCAUGCAGUGUGCUGAUAUAUUCUUCCUGAAGGCUGACAUAUGCCAGUUGGGCAUGGACCAGAGGAAGGUUAACAUGUUAGCAAGGGAGUACUGCGACGACAUUAAAAAGAAGCUCAAACCAAUUAUUCUGUCACAUCAUAUGCUCCCUGGGUUCAAAGAAGGUCAGGAGAAGAUGUCAAAGAGUGAUCCAUCAUCGGCUAUCUUUAUGGAAGAUGAUGAGGCUCAGGUAAAUGUAAAGAUAAAGCAAGCUUUCUGCCCGCCCAACAUUGUCGAGGGUAAUCCGUGCCUGGAGUACAUCAAGUACAUCGUUUUCCCUUGGUUUGAAAGGUUUGAGGUGGUUCGGAAGGAAAACAAUGGCGGUAACAAGACGUUUUUAAGCAUGGAUGAGCUCAUUGCUGAUUAUGCCAGUGGUGCUUUGCAUCCUGCUGACGUUAAGCCUGCUUUGGCCAAAGCGAUUAAUGAAAUAUUGAAGCCUGUUCGUGAUCACUUCAAUACCAGCAAUGAAGCCAAAGUUCUCCUCAACACUGUUAAGAAGUACAGAGUAAGCAGUUAAGAGCAAAGACCUUCCUGAUCACUACAUGGACAGAAAACCAACACUGGAAGCAUACACAUUUUUCAUGGGAAAUUUUAUUCGGCAAAAUUGUUGGCAUAUACUAAUACUUAUCCUCUCCGUAUUAUCUUGCUGGUGUACUCUUUGUGUGACAUUGUCGUGGGAGGUCACCUUCCUUUUAUAAGUUUAGACUCGUGGCCUGGCA